AUGGACAAGAUAGAGGUCAACUCUAACCAGGCUCCGGCCUUGAGGAGAAGCAAUAGCGGGAUGGAGGGUCAGCCGCAAGGGAACGGACACGGGGACAGGCACGUUCAUAGCAUGGACAUCCCACGGAGUCGAAACAUCCAGAGGAUUGUGCACCACACAUCCUUCCAUGAGGGAGCAAGGGAAGAAGAAUUCGGACGAGCCGCGUCCCUGGACGUCAACACCGACGUCUUGAGGUCCCAUAGUCUCGCUCGCCAUAGCCACACGGACCCCGGCGACGAUGGACAUUUCAGCAAGCGGCCUGACCGCUUGUCUUUCCGCAAGUCCAUGAGCCUGCAGAAUCCUUUCCUGAAGAGACAAACCCUGAGGAGGGAAAACACUUCCCUGUCCUGCUACGAGACUGUGCUGAAGAAAGUGCGAGUGGUAGGGAUGGAGGACACAGCUCUUCUUGCCGAGGGCGUGGCGUCAGGCUGCAGUCAAGGCCAGACAAGUGCCAUAACCAAUGACAAGGAGUUGCAAGAAUUCCGAGAAAGCCUUCAGAAACUCACUGACCCUGAAUUGAAUGCCUUCCAAAGAUUCUUGCAGACUGGAGCAGUCCCGCUACACCCGAAUUCAUUUGCUCGCAUGAGUUGGGAUGGAUUUAUGUUCAUCAUAACAGCUUAUGCGCUGAUCUCUGAUCCUGUCAGCAUCGCUUUCACAAACGACACAUCUCCGUCAUCUUUCCUCAAUGUGACUGACCGUAUUGUCACUGUGUUCUUCAUGCUCGAUAUCAUCUUGAAUUUCUUGACUGGCUACAUCGACAAGAAGGAGCAAAGGGUGAUCAUGCACUACCGGCCUGUCGCUUACUUCUACGCCAAAGGAUGGCUUAUACUGGACCUCGUAUCGUCACUUCCUCCCGAAGCCUUCACGGGUUUCACCGAGAACUCGAUGGUGAAGGGAGCGCGGGUCUCCAAGAUCCUUCGCUGCUUCAAAAUCUCGAGGCUCGCGCGGAUCGUCCAAGUGCUGCAGCUCAACCUGGACGUUCGACUUUCUCACUUCAUGUGGAAGAUCAUCGUCUGGAUCUCCUGCUGCUUCAUCUGGCUCCACUGGACUACUUGUGCUGAGUGCUGGGUGUGGACGAGUGUGAACAGCGACUAUCGCAUCAUCGACCUGCCCACAGGAGGCAACGCGUUGGGAGGAGACCCCUCCUGCAUGGCAUCGACAACUUGCACAGCCAGGUAUUACCUGCGAGGCUUGAGGACGGCAGUUGCGUUCAUGUGCGGUCACGAUCAAGCGACGGGCUCGACGUACCCGGAGGACAUUCUGGCGGUGAUCUGCUCCUUGUCCGGCUCGGUCCUUUACUCGUCCUUCAUCGCUGUCUGCAUUAGCCUCCUCAUGGAGAUGGACGCGGAGAGGGUGCGGUACAUGGGGCAGGUGGAAAGGCUCAACCACUACAUGGGAAGGCGCAAGGUGCCGCUGGAGCUGCGGCAGCGGGUGAGGGAGUACAUGGAGAUGCGGUGGAUGACAAACGGAGGGUCGGACGAGAAGGAGGUGCUCGAGUACGUCUCGAGAAGCCUCCGCCGCGAGCUCACCAUGCACAACGCGGAGAAGCUGGUGCGAGGUGUUCCUUUCCUCAACACGGGAGCCAAGGGCUUCGUCUUCAGCGUUGUUCAGGUGCUCAAGCCCGAGACGUUCUUGCAGGGUGACGACAUCAUGAUCUCGGGAGAGAUCGGGCAGGAGAUGUUCCUCCUCGAGAAGGGCAUCCUCAACGUCAUCGCUCCUGACGGAGUCACAGUCCUGGAGAGCCUCAGCCCCGGCGCAUGGUUCGGUGAGAUCGCCCUGCAGCACCGCACUAUCCGCACGACGACCAUCCGAGCUCAGACCGACGGGACCCUCUACGUGCUGGAGCGAGAGGACUACGCGCGGCUGCUCCCCUUCUUCCCAGAGAUGGAGGAAGAGCUUCGGCUGUCAACCACCAAGAUACUGGAGCAUGCGAGGAUAAGCAUGGACAUGCACUCUCCCGGCUCCAGCAUGUUCGACAUGCGCCAACGCGUAUCGCCUCUCAACGAGUAUCUGCCGCCGAGCCCUCCUCUCACUCCUACGGCCAAAAGCAAGAAUCUUGAUCCUCUCAAGAACGACGAGGAGGACGAGGAGGAGGGGCUUAAGAAAUCGUCCAGUUCUCGGCUGGAGACGAUCGACUGCGGCUGCCGAGCAUCAUCUACGAGGAGGAUGUUCAUGUCGGGGAAAGAGGAGAAACGAUUCAGCGGGAGUCGACGGAAACGCGCAGAGUCGUAGAUGAGUGGGGUGGAGGAGGAGACUGAUCUUUGCACAGGAGCUGGAAAUUGCUUUCAACGGAUCGCUUGUGGAGAAAGGAGGCAUUAGAUGACGCUCCUGCACAUGGUCUGGGCUACUAGGUGGUGUGUGGACAAUCAUCUCUAUCAGAGGAGGACGAGGAGAAGGGAGGAAAAGUUUCAAGAUGCUUUAAAGGUUCAAUCACGUC
Guillardia theta CCMP2712 is the source of this 2476-nucleotide messenger RNA. RefSeq lists its product as hypothetical. The record is from RefSeq and is a predicted model, not a curated record. Bases 1 to 2271 code for a protein of 756 amino acids. Gene Ontology annotation, biological process: transmembrane transport; monoatomic ion transport. The transcript is spliced from 8 exons. Lineage: Eukaryota; Cryptophyceae; Pyrenomonadales; Geminigeraceae. Gene Ontology annotation, molecular function: monoatomic ion channel activity. Gene Ontology annotation, cellular component: membrane.